CCCAUAUAUAUAUUUCCCUUAGACUACACUUUACAUAGACUGUUGUCAUAAACAUCAGACCUGAAACCCAAAAGAAACAUGACAACAAGCCAGACCACAAGGAUCAUUGUAGCACUUCCGGCGGUUCUGGCGGCGGUGGCGGCCAUACUACUGGUCAUCAUCCCACCGUCGUCGGCGUGGUUCUGGACCUACGAACACGUCCACAUAGUGAACGAGCUGGACGGCGGGAAGACGCUGAUCGCCCACUGUCACUCCUUGCAACACGAUUUGGGUGUCCAAUACGUCAACGCCGGGGAGGAGUACGAGUGGAGGUUCAAGCCACGUGUAUUCAAACGAACCCUCUGGCGCUGCUACUUGGCACCGGACGGUUUUCGCCACGUGGCGUAUGACGUGUACAACGAGUCGAAUCAGGUCGUAGAUUACGAUUUUAACGUGUAUUGGGUUGCGAAGGAAGAUGGGAUCUAUAAUAGAGACCAUGUUAACCGUCAGGAUUUCUUCUCUCAGCCGUGGGACGCCGGACGCCUUCCAAGUUUGAUUGGUUGAUGCAAUGUAUUAUGGGAACUUAAUAAUAAUGAUAUAUGAUGCAUCUGUUUUUUUCUUGUUACGAUGAGGUGAGAGUGAGGGAAGGCGACUCAUGCUCAUCCAAACAAAAGUUCAGGUAAAAUUAUGUGUUGUUAUGAGAGUAUAAUUAUAGGCGAUUAUUGUAACACGUUAAGCGAAUCCCACAUCGACAAAGUACAUGAGAGAUAUAUGGUUCAUAAGUAAGAAACAGACAUUAACUCCCAAGACGCGUUUUGAGCUGAAAAUGAAUUUUUGCGAGAAUU
Molecule: messenger RNA, 824 nt
Organism: Linum trigynum
Lineage: Eukaryota; Viridiplantae; Streptophyta; Magnoliopsida; Malpighiales; Linaceae
Source: the annotation of a GenBank genome assembly